AUGACACGCAAAAGACUAUUUCUCCAACGUCGGCAUGGAGCGCUGUGUCUUAGCGAAGAAGCUCCACUUGGUUUCGGCGCUGAACAAACAAACAGUUUGUUGCUGAUAGACUACUCUGACACUGCGUGGCUAGAGCAGUCUGUGGAAGUUCAACAAAACGUUGAUGUACAGUUACCAACUUGGGUUGAGCCGUGGAAGAACGGAUGUGGCAGAACUCGUGCUCAUGCAAGGUCAAAUCAGCCAUGGUCCUGUUACUCGAUAGAAGCCGAGAUUGAAACUAAGUCAACCACAGCAGGGCCUUAUUCGUCCUGGCUAAAAAUCGAUACCCAGGGUGACGAAAACAUCCUUCAGUCAGUCACACCUCUCCAUGGACAGUCUGUUGUCGACACCAUCGACAGUCUCGCUCUCAAUUACACUUACAUUUUAUCCGCCAUCUUUAUUUCAGUGAAUGAUGUGAACAUGAACAAACACGAAUCCCACUCGCGUCAACGAUUUGCAUACGCAGGCGUAUUUUUGGAUUGA
Histoplasma capsulatum G186AR is the source of this 522-nucleotide messenger RNA. RefSeq lists its product as uncharacterized. The record is from RefSeq and is a predicted model, not a curated record. The transcript has 2 exons. The coding region runs from base 1 to 522 and encodes 173 amino acids. NCBI's taxonomy places the organism in Eukaryota, Fungi, Ascomycota, Eurotiomycetes, Onygenales, Ajellomycetaceae.